CGCCCCCUGGUUGCGGAAGUUUAAAAAUCACGAAUGAUUUUUAUAUUUUGCCAUUUCAAAACUUUAAGUCGAAUGCAUACUUUAAUUUUAAAGGCAAAUAUAUGUAUUAAUAAAUUAGUUAUAACGUUCUGUUAGUUAAGAUUCGGAAAUAGGAUUCGGUUAACGUAAGCAAAUAUCCAUCUCUUUGUUCCCCAAUGGUCGAUGUGUGAUACACUAGUUUAUGUCACACACACACAGGGAAUAUUGUUUUCUAUUGUUCAUAAAUAUUUAUCUAUGAUAAUUUGUUGAAUUUUCCAUUUUAUUGGAUAAGAACCAUAACUUGGUUCAUUCAAAGCAGAUUUAUAUUAAAUAAGCAAACCCAAAUAUUGAGGGUUGUACUUUACAGUAAUGUCUUCUCAACAAGACUUUGAUGAUGAUGAUUACGAGUUUACAGCAAGUGAAGAUAGCUCUGAAAUGAGUCCUUUAUCAGUUUCUUCUCAGUUAGAAGAAAUGAAUCAGAAUUUGUCUUUCUUAUAUCAACAGAGACUUAAAUCUCAGCUUACAGAUGAGCAGCUAAAACAAUACCAGUCACUUCAACAGACGAGUCUUCUUUUUGCUUACUUAUCCGGAAAUGCGAAAGAGGCGUUAUAUACACCUGAUAAAAAGGAUUUGAAGUGGAAUGGAUACUUUAAUAAGUUGUCAUAUCCUACGAUGCCCAUUAAACAAGAGCCUUUAGAUUUUAGUAUGGCAACUUCUGUAUUUCAUUCAGCUAACGAAGAUAAUCAAAAUAUUUCAGCAUUUUUGUUAGGAGAUAAACAAAAACAAUCAAAAAUGAUGGAACGCGAAUGUGAACCAGAAGAAGGUACGUCUAAAGAAGUAAACAAAAAUUCAUUAUUACUGCAACAGAUAAAACAAGAGCCUAACACAAGUAUACCAAAUGUAUCAACGUUGGUUAAGAAGAAUGGAAGAAAAAAGCAACAGUUAUUUGACAAUAAAUAUGAAUUCAUUAAUACAGAAGAUGGUAUAAAGCAAGUUAAACAAGAGAAAAUUACAGAGAAGUUUAAACCUAAAAAGAAGGUUGAUAGAUUUGAUGGAAUGUCUGAAGAAGAUGUGAUGAAGAGAACUCUUCCUGAUCAUUUGAUUCCUGGUCUAGAUAUUUUAAUAAUUGGAAUCAAUCCUGGUUUAAUAGCUGCAUUUAAAGGACAUCAUUAUGCUGGUCCUGGAAAUCAUUUCUGGAAAUGUUUAUUUCUUGCUGGGUUAAUUCCUGAACCAAUGACAGCACUCGACGAUUAUAAACUUUUAAAUUAUGGAAUUGGAUUCACAAACAUUGUAGCUCGUACUACUAGAGGAAGUAGUGAUUUAACAAGAAAAGAAAUUAAAGAAGGUGCAGAAGUAUUACUGAAGAAAUUACAAAAAUUCCAACCAAAAAUUGCAGUUUUUAAUGGAAAAUUGAUCUACGAAGUGUUCUCUGGUAGAAAGACUUUUGAUUUUGGAAGGCAGCCAGAACCUGUUCUAGGAACAAAAGUUACAAUAUUUGUUAUGCCAUCAUCGAGUGCAAGAUGUGCCCAGUUACCCAGAGCUGUAGACAAGGUCCCGUUUUAUGUAGCUUUAAAAAAAUUACGUGAUCAUCUUUGUGGUUUGUUACCUCAUUUAGACUUUACAGAGGUUUCGUUUCCCGACCUGAAACUGAAGGUAGACGUUAAAAAAGAACCAUUCGAAUUCGAAGCCGAAAUCGACAUGUCUGCUAAUCCAGACUUUCUGUCUGAAAAUUCUGUCUUUCAUCUGGGAAACAAGCAAGAAAAGAAGAAGAAAAGUAGUAAUUCCGCAAACCCGAAAGAAAGCGGAAGGAAGAAGCAGAAAACUUCGCAGAAAACCUCUUCCGAAGCAUCCCACAAAGAAUCGUGGAAUAGUUUAUUGCAUUCUGCCGUCAACAAUUGGCAACAGGCGCCAAACAAGGCAAAAGCGACGGCUACGACAAUUUCCAAUUCGCUCGACGAUUCUAUACAUUGCUCCAGUGCAAAUUUUCCAAAUAAUUAUAAUGCAAGCCCCUUUUUCUCGCCCGAUAACAAAACGUAUUUUCCAAUCAAUUUUGCAUUAUCUUCGAUGGUCAAUAAAGCCCAUUUCCAAAACAACAUCAAAUCUGAGCCUUACGACCCCGAUUUUGACGAAUACUAAGUUUUAAAACUAAACAAAAAAAAACGUAUCCAUCUAUUAAGUAUUAUAAUAAAGCACGUUUUUUAGAUUUAAAAUAUAGCUUGUCACUGCCAUCUUAAGUGGUUGUAUUUUUUAAUUUAUGAGGAGAGAAAAAAAUUGUUUUGUGUGUAAUUUUUUUAGUUAGAUUUUUAUAAUGUGAAUAAUUCUCUGUAAAGUUUUUCUUUUUAUUGUAUUGUUUAUAAUUAAGCAAGAUUUUGAUGUACUUUAUUAUGAAUUAAGAAGAGAAAUUGUUAAUUUUAAUUAAGGUAAUUGCAUGUUUUACAUAUUUUAUACGCUAAUUUAGUCAACAUCAUCAUCGCCGUGAACAAUUCUGUUUAAGCUCAAGUCGUUCUGGAUCUCUUGUUUGGACGGCUUACGUCCGUCUUUUUAUGAGGUUUAUGUGAUGAUGAUGGCUUAAAAUUGUUUUUAAAAAUUCCAAUUCCACAUUAAAUAAUAUAUAUAUUUAAUGUACGGGGUUUCCAAAACGAGUGCUACCAUUUUAAGUUAUUGUAAUCAUAUUAAUUAUUAUUCUAGUACGUUGUAAUGUACACUAAAACAUUGGAAAACUGCCCGACUGUCACGCUUGCCCAUUAGUUUUUCGUAUGUACUGUACACCUCGUGUCACAUGGCACACGUCCAAAUUCUGAUUGCACUCGUCACAUCUCCCAGGUUUAUUCGUGUUGACUUUGCAAAAUACAAAAUACCAAAAGCCUUCUGUAUUGCGGAGUCGCCAUUUUUCUUUAUGGCGCUUCCUAGAGGUAAUAGACAAGGCGUUCGAGCGCAGAUGGAAGGUGAAACUCGGACAGUUACUCUAUUGAUUGGUGUACGUUGCAUACUACUAAGGUGAUGACAGCAUAACUACAGUAAUUUAAAAUG
Molecule: messenger RNA, 3048 nt
Organism: Centruroides sculpturatus (bark scorpion)
Lineage: Eukaryota; Metazoa; Arthropoda; Arachnida; Scorpiones; Buthidae
Gene: Tdg
Product: G/T mismatch-specific thymine DNA glycosylase-like
Exons: 9
Coding region: 388-2154 (588 amino acids)
Biological process (GO): base-excision repair, AP site formation
Cellular component (GO): nucleus
Molecular function (GO): mismatch base pair DNA N-glycosylase activity
Source: RefSeq, a predicted model, not a curated record